This is a messenger RNA of Helianthus annuus (common sunflower), 2539 nucleotides long. Its product is annotated as mechanosensitive ion channel protein 6. The transcript is spliced from 5 exons. The coding region runs from base 10 to 2421 and encodes 803 amino acids. The record is from RefSeq and is a predicted model, not a curated record. Lineage: Eukaryota; Viridiplantae; Streptophyta; Magnoliopsida; Asterales; Asteraceae. Gene Ontology annotation, molecular function: mechanosensitive monoatomic ion channel activity. Gene Ontology annotation, cellular component: plasma membrane. Gene Ontology annotation, biological process: monoatomic anion transport; transmembrane transport.
ACGAAUUUGAUGGCGAAUCUGGGAAGAUCAUUCCCAGGAUAUUCACCAAACGACCCAUUUAUUGAAAUCGAAGACAAACACUUUUCCGGUGAACACACCAAUCAGUUUCCAUCAUAUUCCGGUAAUCUCCGGGGAAACACAGCAAAAGUAAACACUUACGGCCAUUCUACAACCACUUCUACUAAAGAAUCAGAGCUAGGUGAAUACAACAGUGGCCAACUCACCCCGAAAGAGGUUCGGGUCUCAUUCAACGAUGCAGCUAGACCGCGAUCAGCUGGACAGCGGUCUACCCCUAGUCGAAGCCGUCGCAGCAGUACUGUCAUCGGUCGUAGCGGAGAACAAGUGGUGAUUUGUUCAUCUAAUGGUGGAUUUAAAAGAAACUCCACUUUGAUGAGAAUGAAAACUAAAUCAAGGUUAAUGGAUGAGCCAGAGAUUGACCAAAGAUCGUCUCAAAAGACACCAAGAUCAAGUCAUCAAGGAAAAGGGUUUUCGGAUAUUGAAGAAGAUGAAUUCUCUUUGUUUGAUGAUAUGCCAGAUGAGUACAAGAAGUUAAGGUAUAACAAAUGGACUUUGCUUCAGUUAACCAGCUUGAUAUUAAUCAUUGCUGCUUUGAUAUGCACACUUGCAAUAACAAAUUUUAGAAACAAAAAUUUAUAUGGUCUUGAAUGGUGGAAAUGGGAAGUUAUGAUACUUGUUGUAAUAUGUGGGAGGUUGGUAUCUGGAUGGGGGAUUCAGAUGAUCGUGUUCUUUAUCGAACGAAGCUUCUUACUACGAAAAAGAGUUCUCUAUUUUGUUUACGGGUUAAAAAAGGCGGUUCAGAACUGUAUUUGGUUGGGUUUGAUCUUGAUUGCUUGGCAAUGCAUAUUCGAUAAGAAGGUCGAACGCGUGGCAUAUGGGAAGAAGGUUUUGCCGUAUGUAACGCGGGUUUGGAUAUGUCUUUUGGUGGGGACUAUUAUUUGGUUGUUGAAAACUUUGGUGAUCAAAGUUCUUGCUUCGAAUUUCCACGUCAGCAAGUAUUUUGAUCGGAUUCAAGAUUCGUUGUUUAAUCAAUACGUGAUAGAAACGCUUUCAGGCCCGCCUGUGAAUGAGAUUCGGCAAGAACAAGAGGAGGAAGAAUGGAUGAUGGAAGAGAUUGAUAAGCUUCAGAAUGUGGAUGCGAGUUUACCAAUGCCGCUUAAGGCGAAUAUGUUUACCGGUUAUAAAAGCGUUGGUACACCGAGAUCGAGCAAUGGAAAGACGGGUAAAAGUGAGGGUGGUAGUCCUAAGAAGCAUGACAAUAUAAUCACCAUUGAUCACUUGCAUAAGAUGAAUAAGAAGAAUAUAUCUGCUUGGAAUAUGAGUAGGAUGAUGAAUUCUAUAAACAGGAGCAUGUUAAGUACUUUGGAUGAACAAUUGGAAGAUUUUGCCGAUGAUGGCGAUGAAGAUGAAGGUUCCACACAGAUAACAAGCGAAACACAGGCUAAAAUCGCAGCCAAGAAGAUAUUUUGCAACGUUGCAAAACACGGUUCCAAACAUAUUUAUAUUGAGGAUUUGAUGCGUUUUUUGGGCAAUGACGAAGCUUUAAGGACAUUUCGACUCUUUGAUGGAGGAAAUGUGACUAAAGGAAUUAGCAAACGAACUCUCAAAAACUGGGUGAUUAAUGCAUUCCGAGAACGUAGAGCACUUGCACUAUCACUCAACGACACAAAAACAGCCGUCGACAAUCUUCAUCAAAUGUUAACGGUUUUCGUAGGAAUCAUAAUAAUCGUGAUUUGGCUUCUUAUCCUUAAAGUUGCGACCACCCAUUUCUUCUUCUUCAUAUGCUCACAACUACUUUUGGCAGCUUUUAUGUUUGGAAACGCAUGUAAAACAACAUUUGAGGCCAUUAUUUUCUUGUUCAUUGUGCAUCCUUUUGAUGUUGGCGAUCGAUGUGAGAUCAAUGGUGUUCAGAUGAUAGUUGAGGAGAUGCACAUAUUAACAACGAUCUUCCUAAGAUAUGAUAAUCAGAAAAUAGCAUAUCCAAACAAUGUUUUGUCUACCAUGCCCAUUGCUAAUUACCAUCGUAGUCCUGAUAUGGGUGAUGCCAUUGAUUUCUGCAUCCAUGUAUCAACCCCUACCGAAAAGGUUGCUAAAAUGAAGGACAUGAUAACAAGCUAUGUCGAGGACAAGAGUGAGCAUUGGCAACCUGGGCCGAUGAUAGUCUUAAGAGAUGUCGAGGAUUUGAAUCGGCUCAAAAUAUCAAUAUGGCUUUCGCACCGAAUGAAUUUUCAGGACAUGGGUGAAAGAUGGAAACGAAGAGCUCUUCUAGUCGAGGAGCUUAUCAAGAUUUUCAAAGAUCUUGACAUUGAGUACCGUAUGCUCCCAAUGGACAUCAAUGUUCGCAAUUUACCAGCCUUGGGUUCUAAUCGGUUUCCAUCAAAUUGGACAACUUGUGCAAACUGAUCAAUAUGCCCCGGGGUGAAGAAAAGCGAAAUCUGAAUCAAAUAUUAUACUCUAAUACACGUAUUAAUGUCGUAAAAUAGUGAAUAAGCAACUGAUUGUUAUUGGUGUUAUGUUUUUA